UCCUUCUCUACCUUCUCGUGUUAUGUGCUCCGUUACGCAGAACCAAAAUAAAAAUAACCAGAAAUAGAAAAUGGAAACCACCAGAAGAUGAAAAAUCUAUCUAAUCUCUCUCUUCCUCUUCCUCUUCUGGUAAUGGAAAAUAUCAGUUCUCAGUUAUAGCUCCCACUUUACAGUUGACUGUUGAGCCUUUUUCCUUUGGCCACCAACACCAAACAGUCCUAGGGUUUUCAAACCAUUCACCAAACUCAUUCACAACUAUCACACAGAUGAUUAGUCCGAAACGCAGAGAUAGAGAGACCGUUCCCUGCGAUUUCUGCCACGAGCAGAUUGCCAUUCUCUAUUGCCGAGCCGACUCGGCCAAGCUGUGUUUGUUUUGUGACCAACAAGUCCACUCUGCCAACGCCCUCUCACGCAAGCACCUCCGCUCUCAGAUCUGCGAUAACUGCGGAUCUGAACCCGUCUCCGUUCGCUGCUCCACUGACAAUUUGGUGCUCUGUCAAGAGUGUGACUGGGAUGCCCAUGGGAGUUGUUCUGUAUCAGCGGCACACGAUCGGAACCCUAUUGAAGGGUUUUCUGGGUGUCCUUCAGCUCUUGAGCUCGCUAUGGCUUGGGGUUUUGAUAUUGAAGAUAAGAAGCCCCAGUUUAACUUAGAGUCGGUCUCGAAUUGGGCCUUUCAGGAGUCAAUAAAUAAUUUGAAUGGUGAUGGGCAUAUUGAUUCGUGGAUGUACAAGGCCAUUCCACCUGUUACGAUGCAAGAUCUGAUGGUUCCGAACGAGAAUGGGGGGAUUUAUGGAAGCGAGAAUUUGGGGGAGAUGGUUAAGGGAUUGAAGAGGCAGAGUCUGACUUGUGGAAAACAAAAGCAAGUGAUAUUGAGACAGUUGAUGGAGUUGUACAAAAGUGAUUUAGUGGAUGGUGGUGGUGGUGGUUUUGGUGGAGGUGGAGGUGGAGGGGAGGAUUUGGUUCCGGGAACUCCUCAUAGGAGGGGUUGUGGUUGGCAGGGGAAUGUGGAAGGUUGUGGAUUGGAAGAUGUGGGUGCUGGAGAUGCGAAUGUCGCGAAUCAAUCAGUUCAGCGGCAGCUGCAACCACAACAAAAUACUCCGUUUACAUCUUUGCUUAUGAUGAAUAGUCAGGUGGAUUUUAAAGGGAGCGAUCGGAUCAUUGAUGGGGAUAUGUUGUGGGACUCCAAACCUAUUGAUCACAGAACUCAGAUAUGGGAUUUUAAUUUGGGGCGGUUAAGGGAUCAUGAAGAAUCUGGUUCAUUAGAAGCAGAGUAUGGUGGAAGCGACUCGGUAUUUAUGAUGAAAAGUUAUGGUGAACUGUUGAAAGAAGCUUCCUUGGAAACCACAAAAGGGUUGGGAGAAAUUUACAAGAUGAAUUCCUCCACUGCACAUGCAGAUAUCACAGCUUUUAAUGUAAGCCAUUUUGAUAGUGGUGAUAGGUGAUAACCGUUAUAUUUUUUAUUUCAUUAGUCAUUUACAUCUUAGAAACUGUUUUCUUCUGUGACAAAUUGUAAACCUCAACUUUAAUUUAAUGUUCUCCUAGGGAUGCUGAAUAUAACAUUAUAAACUGUGACUAAACAAUGUUCAUGCAUAGGCAAUACAAAUGAGAAAUUGAAAUUAAAGCUAAACCUUCUAAAGUAAUUUAUGAGUUCUUAGAAGUAUAAGGUAAUGUUUGGUUAGCUUUCCGAAAAUUGUUUUUUGUUCUCAAAAUUUCAAAAACACCCAAAACCUAGGGCCAAUUUGGUUUGCGUUUCAAAAAUUAGUAUCUGAAAACAGUUUUU
Molecule: messenger RNA, 1780 nt
Organism: Ilex paraguariensis (yerba mate)
Lineage: Eukaryota; Viridiplantae; Streptophyta; Magnoliopsida; Aquifoliales; Aquifoliaceae
Source: the annotation of a GenBank genome assembly